Aspergillus caelatus is the source of this 374-nucleotide messenger RNA. RefSeq lists its product as uncharacterized. Bases 103 to 321 code for a protein of 72 amino acids. The record is from RefSeq and is a predicted model, not a curated record. The transcript has a single exon. Lineage: Eukaryota; Fungi; Ascomycota; Eurotiomycetes; Eurotiales; Aspergillaceae.
CCGAACGGAUGUGCAAGACUGUUUGGGCCAGCAAUGGGGAUCAUUUUCUUGCCACCAUCAAGUAUGCCAUCAAGCCAUUGACCGACGAUCAAACGCUCAAGAAUGCGACUUGUCACUCCUGUCACCCAAAAAACGCGCCUUGUCAAUCUUGUCACGCAAAGAAUGCGCACUGCUCCAGCAGAUCAGUUGACUUUCCGAGUACGUAUUGGUAUUUUACCCUUUUACUUCAUUGGUGGACUGAUGACGCGACGUUAUCUGGAAUUCCGUCGUGUCGCAUUUUAUUCUUCUAUCUUUGGCCAUGCUUCUGGAAUGGGAAUCUGAGAAAUUGGUUGACUUAGUAUAGCGUAUGCUGGAAAUUAAAGGCACUACAUUCC